Molecule: messenger RNA, 231 nt
Organism: Penicillium concentricum
Lineage: Eukaryota; Fungi; Ascomycota; Eurotiomycetes; Eurotiales; Aspergillaceae
Exons: 2
Coding region: 1-231 (76 amino acids)
Source: RefSeq, a predicted model, not a curated record
AUGUCAAGCCUCGGGGAAGCUAAAGAUUUCAAUUUAUCUAUCGAAGAUCAAUUGAACGCGAGGCGUGGCUAUACAGCUGCUGUUAACAGUCCCAAGGUAUCCAGGAGGUCGAAGCGUAAUGCGUUAGACCUUCUCAACGGUGAGCUUGACGGGGACACACCUCGACAUUACCUUGAUGAGGCUCCUCCAGACCAGAGUAACCCGAGUGGUCUAGGUGAUCUGGAAAGGUGA